Centropristis striata (black sea bass) is the source of this 4629-nucleotide messenger RNA. RefSeq lists its product as uncharacterized. Lineage: Eukaryota; Metazoa; Chordata; Actinopteri; Perciformes; Serranidae. Gene Ontology annotation, cellular component: nucleus. The transcript is spliced from 6 exons. The record is from RefSeq and is a predicted model, not a curated record. Gene Ontology annotation, molecular function: RNA polymerase II cis-regulatory region sequence-specific DNA binding. Bases 470 to 1783 code for a protein of 437 amino acids. Gene Ontology annotation, biological process: circadian regulation of gene expression; negative regulation of DNA-templated transcription.
GGCCCGACGCCGUAGUGCGUGAGUACGUGUGUUUAUACUCGCUCGCAGUAGUAGAGCAGCCCUGCCCGACACCACGCACACGGGCGACACAUGAGUGGGCAGGACCGUGAGUGCCCGGGUCGCCGUCCAAUCGGCGGAUAGUAAAGCAAUCACUGGCUGGCGGGGUCAGCCAAUGGCGUGCGACACCACCGGGCCGGCAGCCAAUAGGAUGCGCGCAAAACGUGGGCACGUGGAUCCGCGCACAUGUUGACGCUCACAAACUGCCGAGAGAAAGAGCGAGCAAAGACACAACCGAUGAACGGCCGGCCGGGCGGUCUGUGUGCCAGAGAGAGAGAGAGCUGAGGCUGGACGCCCCGAUGCUGCUCCAGCUACGGACUGUGUAUUGACGGAUCUGUCGUAUAAACUACGGGAUAGAGCCGUCAGCGAUUGUUUCUGGCAGCUGCUGUUUUUAUCGCACAUAACUGACGCAAUGCAGUCCCAGGGCAGCACUUCCUCUCAGCCCUCCUUUGAUUCCAUGAGCUCCAGUGACAGCCUCUUGUUCAGCGACUCGGAGCAGGCAGAAGACGACACAGACGUCUUCCUGACAGACAGUUCGUCCUCGGUCAUCAUCGGUGGCGUGGGCGGGGCUGCGGCCAGUGGAGACAGAGGGUCGGAAAGUCCCGGGUCCCAGUGGACGUGCGACGGCUUUACAGAUAAAGAGGAAGAGGAGGAGUCGGAGAGGCCGCAGAACAGUGGCAAGAGAGCUCACAUCAACUUGGGGGAGUCGGAUGCUACGAGCCAGAUCCCAAAAUCACAGGGAGAUCUGCUGUUUGCUCAAAAGUGUGCUGAGCUACAGGGUUUUGUCAGGCCCCUGCUGGAGCUGCUGAAUGGCCUGAAGAGGGGCCGAUUCGAUCGAGGUUUGAGUAGUUUCCAGCAGAGCGUCGCCAUGGAUCGAAUCCAGAGGAUUGUGGGUGUUUUACAGCGACCCAACAGCGGUCGUAUGUUUUGUAGGGAGAGGUACCUGAACACUCUGCUCCAGGUGGAGGUGAUGCUGAAGCUUUGGUUUCCUCAGAUCCACACUCAGCCUGUCUCUGUAGCCUCCAGCGUCGCCGCUUCCCCUGCUCGCUCCCUCAAAGACACUACAAGCUCCACCCCACCGCACAAGCACAGGGAUCAGUUACACAUUCCCGUCAAGAAGCGCAGGCUCAGCUGGACAGGUACGGACUCCCCCACACCUUCUCCUGUGCUUCUCAAGUGCCCUCGUAUCAGUGCUGAAGAGAAGAGGGCAGCGCAAGAUUGUGAUGAAAGGGACGGCUCCCCUCCUCCAACAUUGGCACCUGAUGCAAACCAAAAUUCGCCAGAUUUGGCCAGUAACAGCCAGCUAAAAGAGGACACAAAGGGAAAGGACAGUGACAACGAGGAACUAGGAAAGCAAUCAAAAUACCAAGCAGGUCAAAGCUCUGAGCCAAGCCUGACGUGGGUUCACGUUGCCCCCAUCCUCUCCCCACGAAAGGCCUGCCCUUCACAUGAGGGCGCAGCAGCGGCAGGUAACAAUGAAAACCCUCCCGUUACUGCCGUCCUGACACCAGGCAGGAGGGGCAGUCCAGCUACACAAGACAGCUCCAUCUCUUCUACUACACCCUACAAGCACCCAAAAAAUCUGAAGAAGCCAACCCGGUGCCAAAGCCAGCCUGGACAACAGAGUGAAAGUGAGACCCCGGAGACAUGUCAGGGUCAAAGUCAGUCUCCUCAAGUCACGCUUGCGCCUUUGCCUGGGGUGUGCCCAACCCCCUUGGAGACCUGAUGCAUUGAUAAAGAGAGCCAGCAGCCUUGCUUUGUUACAUCACCGGGCUAAAAGCUGCUGUGUGAGGAAGAAGGGAAGAGGCUAGAGGCCUGUGAUUUUAGAUGCAUUAAAGGGUGGAAGGAAUUGUUGGUGGUAAAGGCUGAAGACAAAUGAUGGAUCGUGCAUGACCUCCUCAAAAACUGCAACCAAUAUUUCAAACAACAGGACAUAAUGUGUUUAAAUGAAAUCUAUUAGAGUUGAUCAUCACAAUUACAUAACAAGCUAAACAUGCACGAAAGCAGUUGUGGUUGAGGGGGAUAGGAAAGAACACCUAAAGCUAACUAUUUUAAACUUAUUGAUAAUAGGAGAGAUUCUAAAGAGUUUCUAGGAGUGAAUAAUAGAUUCUCCUCCGCAUGAAAGCAAUCAUUAAAUUCAGAGACGACUGUUUUGUCAGACAUCUAACUGGAGGGACACACUCGAUCUGAAAUUAGAAAAGCUGAUGUCAAUAUUCAGAAUGAAAGCUUCUGAGGUUUAUUGUAAUGUGAUAACUUCAAUCCAGAGUCAGUAACACAGGGUGAGCUAGUCUUACAGAAAGAGACGUGUUUGACGUUACAUUCACUUGUAGAUAGAAUUGAGGAUUCUUUCUGGCAUGAAGAGGAAAAGUAACUUGAAUUCAUUGGAAAUCUUGUAGCUAGAGAUGUGAGAAAUACAGUGUACAGAACGCAGCAUUAUACUGUACGUGUGGUGUGUAAGAGUCAUCCGAGACUGUGGAAAAAAUGAUGUCAUCAACUCACGAAUGUAAUCCAAGAACGGUUUGGGCACUUGGCAUCGAGAGGUGUGUCAUCACAGCGAUCAGAGGUCAACUUUUCUUGUCAUGCUGUGGAUCAGAUGUUUCUGCCCGAUCCUCGACUGCAAACUGACCGGAAAUCAGUGUCAUGAAAAUCAAAGAAAGAGUAAAAAACAAGGACCACUCAAAGACAUGUGACUCUCGAGUCCCACAGUUAAUUUAUUCAUGUGUUGAUCGGACACUGCAUUUAUUUAUUGUUUGUAUUUAUUUAUUGGGCAGCUGAAUAUUGCCUCCUGUGCGCUGGCAUAGUUUGGCCUACAAUUGUUUUGAGGGGAUUGGGAAGAUGCUGUUGACAGUUUAUGGUUUUUAUUGCUAUCAUGAGGAGAAAAACACGAAGGAAGUGAAACGUUAUGAUUGGAUAUUGGACUACUGUGCCUUUUUACCAAAUAGGAUGUGUUCAGAAAAGCAUUUGGUGCUUUCAGUGCAUUCAUACUGCAUUUUGAUUGUUUGCUUGUAUUUCACAAAACUGGUACACAUCCAAUCAUAAAAGCCUACAUGUAGUCACUUUCAUCUUGCUUCUAAAGUUACACACACAGCAUCCAAACCAUAGACUGUAAAUAGAGAUGGAUGACAUGUAUCUACUUCUGCCCACUGUAGAAAAAUGAAGCCAAAAUAUCCUGGAUACGGCGGUGCCAUCUUGUAUUAGUGAUGUCAUUUGGAGCCAGAGUCUGCCCCGCAAUAAUCAGACAGAGGAGCCAUGGUAUCGGGCUGAUAAGCAAACUUAUCAGAAAAAUGAUCAGCAUGAUAACAACUAACUAAACUGACAGAAAUAUCGUUGGAAGAAAUUGUUUUUUCCUCCGCUAAUUUAAAAGGGGGCGGGAUUUAUGACACAUACUGCAGCCAGCAACCAGGGGGCGAUCACAAUGUUUUGGCUUCUCUUUUGCGGAGUCGUCAUGUCGUCCAUCUUUAUAUACCGUCUAUGAUCCAAACCAACAGUAUCAUCAACUAUCUACUGCUUAAAAGCCGGCGUCCAGUUCUAGUUUUCAGACAUCUACAGUUACAUAAAUUGCAUACAUCUCCAACUUUUACACACACCAACAGCAGUGGCUACUAUUUGUCAUGUAAUAUUAAAGUGUAGCCUUCCUUUGGAGCUUUUCCUUGGGUUCUGAUCAACAGAGGAACAGACUGAACUGCACUUGUAGCUGGUGCUCUUGAAAACUUGAAAAAACAGAGUAAAUAUAAAUGUAAUGGAGGAAAUCUUUUAUUUGCACCACCCUCUACUGCUGCUAUUGUUAUUCUGAUUCCAGUUUAGUUGAGAUGUUUGAUAGGAGAAAUCUGCUCACAAUAUUCUUCUAAAUAUAGGAGGGGUUUAAGUGAUGUGAUUGGAUUUAGCUAUAUUGCAAAAGUAUUGUAAAUAUUUAGACUAAAAUAUUUUUAAAUUGGUAUGAGUGGUUCAUACACUAUUUACAUGAAUACAAAGGAGGGAUAUCAAAGUACCUUUCUCCUCCAAAAAAAAGCACCACAUGUGAACACAGAGCCACUGGCAGCCUCCAUGUUACUGCCUAUGUUUGUGGAGUAAGGAGCGUAUAAACCCUCAGUCACAGACCCAGGGUCAGACCGUCUUACCCCAUGCCGUCUUCAAAUGUGGUGGUAUGACGUGCCAGACGCUGACUCUCGAUCAGACGCUGGGGUGUCCCACUCCUGUUUUUAUACGGUUCUGGUAUGACAGAGAAACCAAUUGCACUUAUUUUUCAUUGUUUAUGUCCUUUUUUCAUGUAUGUUUUCUACUGCAGUGACCACUGCUGAUUGGUCAGAAAUAAUAUGUCUUGUUUGUUUUAGCUGCCUUUUUUUUCUUAAACUGUAAAAGCUGACUAUAGUUCCCUCCUCGCCUCCCCUCCCCCACUCUGCUGCAUUCGUCUGCCCUUGCCCUCUCUCCUUCAUCUCCCUCGAUCCCAGUUAGUGUGUUUUCUAUCUAAACUAAACUCUGUCUUUCUCUCACCCCAUCUUUACAUGCUAUUACUCUUCUGGCUACUUUUUCAAUAAUGAUGAAAAGGAAAAAAAUCUUUUAAUAAAUGACACA